UGAAUACAGCCGUGAAUCAGCUGGUAAUGGCCAGUCGAUCUCUCCAGAACUUCUUUGGAUACCAGAUCUUGAAGGACAGUUGCGAAGACCCUCAGAGCUGUUCGUGCCAGACAUGCCGUGGGUGUCGAAUGAUACCUUAUCGAUCUUGGACGCUUACAAGAUUCAUACAGACAUUACCCUUGAGCAGGGCCUCUCCUUUGGCGUGAGCCGCGGGUCCGCCAGGUUGCUGGAUGCUCUGAAGAUUCCGACAGAUGUUUCCGCGCGCCAGAGCGACGAGAGUUUCCGCCGCUUGCGAAGCAGUUCGAAGCCCAGUGGGUCAGACUUCGAUUUGGUCGUCGAAAUGGUUUUGAGCAUUGCCGAGGAAGCAGAGGCAACGUUCGUCCGGAUGGUCUGGGACGAGCAGGUGCACGCGAAGAUCAGCUUAUUAUCACAAGAUAUGGGUCAGUUCCAGGGCAGGAGCAUUUCUUUUUUCUUCGAUGGAAAAUUGUCCAGCGACCAUUGGACAUCUCUAGUGCAGUUCUGCCCACAGUGGUCGCCAUUGUUCUGGUAUUCAAAUCUGCCGUCCGUGUUGUCAGCAGACCGCGUCUGCUUCUUGGGCCGCCAGCUCAGCAGCAUCAGAGGUAAUAGCACUGAAGAGCGCGUGCUUCAAUUGCGUACGAAGGCAGCAUCGUCAGGCACGACUCUGGACAAAUUUUGGCCGCAUCAGUUCUCCCCGUACUCGAUCGCGGCUGAUGGUGCUGACGCGUGUUCUGGAGCAUUCUGCGGUACGGUGAUCCGGAUGCCUCUCAGCAGUUCAGAUGGGCCUCGCUUCGAACUGCUUGUGGAUGGAAUUGUCAAAAAAUGGCAGGAGUGGCUGCUCUUCUCACAGAAGGUACAGAGCUUCAGCAUUUAUCAUCGAGAUGCCGAGGGCACAGCCGUGGAAAUCGUCAGGAUGGGGGCCACGGUGUCUCCGGAUACAGAAGUCAGCCAUGCAUCAUUUCCCGGAGUUUCGUUCGAGAUUCGGGAAUUGGCACUCCACAGCUUCCCAGGUCGGUGGUGUAAGGGUGAGUUCGACGUUCUACGAGAAGGACCUCAGCCGUCUCAACCUGGUCAGUCUGCCCCAAGUGGCACUUUUGGAAAUGCGAAAGACCAUCACAAGAACGUUGUUCCGGCGCCUCGUAGGUGGCUUCUUGCAAGGCGCUUCCCUCAGGCUGAUAGUGUGAAGGCGUGUAUUUCGCUUGCAGCGUGCUUCACACGCGACUCGUUAGAACAGCCUUUGUUUGGAACGUCUUUCUCCCUAAUGAAACAGUCUCCUGUGCUCGUUAAAGGCGUUCACAUCCAUGGCCUGGACCAGUCUAUCCUGUCUGCAGAUUUCUGAUGACCAUUCGGAUGAGUUGAGAAGGUCGCAGUUGCGGGAAUUGGCAGUCGCCCUGGCAGAUGUCGCCUUGCGUUUAUUUCAAGCGGAGCGCAACAUCCGAGCAAGUUUGGUACCCGCGCCAGGAUGCGUUGCUUCAUAUCCAGAGCAGUUGCUCAGCCGCUUCGAGGUGGAGGGCACCUCUCUGAAGGACUGCCGCCCUGCGCCUGCCGAGGCAUUCCUUGCUGCGCGUCCGCGGCUGAGAGGCUGGUUGGCUGAGAAGUUGCACCUGGUCGUAGUGCCGGAAGAGGUGAAGGGGCUUCUCGCUGUUCAUGUUGACCCUGCCACUGAGCUGAUUCGAGUCCUGACAGGACUCACGGAUUUGCCUCAUGACCUCGCUGUCUCCGCUAUAGAAUGGCUGUUCAAAGCUUACGACGAUCCCGCUCGUGGCUUCACCCCCGAGAUCAAAAGAUCGCUCCAGCUGUUGCAGAGAGAGGAUGGUACAUUUGGGACGUUCGGUUCAUAUACAUGGAGUUGCCCAGGUCCAAAGCGCGAGCUGGUCCAUUUUCAGAAGCCCAGCAAGCACGUAGUGAAGGACACAAGGGUGAGCGAGCAUUUCGAUUCCCGGCUCGGCGUCCUCGACCCGAUGAAGCUCAGCGACGUUGCCCUGAGCGUGGAUGGCAUCGCGGUGGACAAAUUUUGGAAGGUGCACGCGGAGGGUGGCUACAAAGAUCAGGACCUUUGCGUGCUCGAAGGCAAGAUGCAUGUGCAUGUGAGAACCCGCCACGGGAAAGCGCUAAGAGCGCUGCAGCGGUACGGCGCUGUCUCCACAGCAGAUGAACUUGACGCUUUGCUUGCGAUCGGUUGUGUGCAGGCCCUUGAUCCAGUCCCCGCUCCAUAUGCCGGCACCGAGACGUUUCAUGUUGUCAGGCAUUUGAGUGUCCUUCGAGGCAGUAUUGAUGUUUCGACGGCGACCAGCACUCAAAAGCAUAACAUAUUCCAGCGGUAUCUCCUACCAGGCAUUGAAGACUCGUCGGCAAGACCCGUGUUGAUGGAGUUGCCUAUUGUGAAGUGUGGCCGGCAGCAUUAUGCCCUGAAGAAUUGCCGUUUUGUGAAUUCCACCAGUCUUGCCCAGAAACUUGAAGAUGUCGGUUUACCUGUCCUCAACACGUCCAGCAUGUUCAACGAUCAUCGCGUCGUUUUGCAAGGGCACUUCGCCAAACCAGGUGACAUUCUCAGCCACUUUCACAACCAGUUGGCAAAUUCUGGGCUCACCGAGCAGUUGGCAGCAGAGAUCUUGCUUGAGGCAGCGCGUGCUGCAAGUUCAGAUCCUGACCAGCUGAAGUUGGUUGCCAAGUGCAGGAUCUUGCGUGAGGGCCGCUGCAUGAGCGACUUGUGGCAUCCAGGAGAUGAGCUUGCCUUCGUUCUGGGCGUGGUGGACCGGUCCAUUCAGCAGGCCGUGUCCCAACUUGCAGCAAUAACAGAUAUGGCGCAUUGCAUGAAAGCAUGCUCGAAGCCAGCGGAUUUGAUGGAGCUCCUGCGGCAGUCAGAUCUUCAGCGGCUGCGGGCAGGAGCGUGCGACCGUGUCGCGAAUGCGCUUCAUGAAGUUCUGCAAGGGAUGAGCGAGGAGAGUGUCAAGCAGAUCACGUCUGCAGGGUUUCGGUCAUUGCCCGUGAUCUACGCGAAUGGAUCUUGGCACAAGAGCGAACAGGUGUACCUGCAAUGUUACAAAGACCUCCUUCCAGAUUGCAAACCUGUCCUCAAUCGUCAUUUUAGGCAGACUGCGAGCGCACGGUCACUUUUUGCUGGGAGGCCAGCCGUGGAUUUGGUGGCGGAGCAUUUGGUGGCCCUGUGCGAGCACCCAGACAGGGUGCAUCCCGACCGCAGUGCGUUUCUCAGGAUUUACGACUACCUCAAUACUGAGUUGAAGACUUCCCAGUCAGCAGCGCCGCAAUGUUUGAAGAGUGUCCGGUGCAUUCUGGAUCAGGAAGGGAAGCUGUUUCUCCCUCGACACUUCGGCCUAGAGUUGCUGAUGGACCUGGCUCCGUUCCACAUGGUUCCAGAAGAUGUGAGGCCAUACAAGUACCUGCUAGUGGAUCUCGGAGCCAAAGAGAAAGGAGGUGGAGAUCCUUUGCCCGAUCCCGUACUGCCGACCGAGAUAUGCGACAAAUUGCGCACAGACCUUGAAUGCGCAGAUAUUCAGCUUCAAGCUCGAGAUGGUGUGUUGCCAGGCCACCGGUGCAUUUGGCAUUUCGCUGCAAAAAACCUGGGUAGUUUGUUGCCGCCAGACCAGAACGUGUCCUUGAUUCUGCCUUGCUCCAUGGCGGCGCUAGCGGCUGUCCGCGAUUUCGUGUAUACUGGUAGGGUGGACUUUGAGGCCAUCUCCAAGUUGACGCCCGCGCAUCAACACGAGAUGCGCGCUGCAGCCAGGGCGCUCAACAUCCCAUACCUAGCUGAGUACAUGAAGCAAUUUCUCGCAGGUGCCCCACCAGAUAUCGAAGACCCUUAUCGUGGCAGUACGGACUUGCCUCAGCAUUGGGCCCGUAACAUCGGCAAUUUGUCUCAGGGAUGGCGUCUGGAGAAUUUGCAAGAUCCUGACUUGCUUGGGAUUCUCCAGCAGGUCUUGACGCCCGGGAAUCCAUCUGACUUGGGGCAUGGCCGCGAUUGUGGAGGUUGGCCAUCGUAUCGGCAGCUUAAUUCAAGGGUUAUGCUUGGCCUGGCGCAUCGAGCACGAGGGAUUGUGGUGGAAGUACCGCGCUGAGCGUGACACCCUGAAGAAAUUGCGGAAGAACUCAUUGAAUAAUCUGCCACCAGUUAGGUUACGCCAAGCGCAUUUCAGGGCUACCAAGCAACUUCCAGGAGACAAGCUCCACCAGGAUGUCAACGAGGUUUUCUUGCUACAUGGUACCAAGCCUGAUUCUCUACUGGCGAUUCUACAGAACGGCCUGAACGAGCGCUUCUCCUCGGGCCUGUUCGGACGAGGCUCGUACAUGGCAGAGGAUCCCGCGAAAUGCGACCAGUAUUGCACUGUGGACGGCCAGUACAAACCAUCUGAAGAUCUACACAGGAGGUUGUUUCGGGAUGGUGUGCGGCAUCCUGGCGAUCUCUUCUACAUGAUCGUCUGUCGGACCUCAUUGGGCUGGGCGGUCAAGACCAAGGACAACGAGGUUGCUAUCGGUGGCGGGUCUGUAUGGGCCACGCGAGACUGCCGAGAACUGGCGACCAUCCCCAAACAGAGCAAUCCCAUAAACUAUCACGCCCUGAUCGCUGAGGUUGGUGGGAAAGUGCACCGGUUUCGCGAGUUUGUGCAGACGCAUAGCGAUCGCAUAUACCCUGAGUACCUUCUGGCAUACCAGCGGCGUUGAUGCCUUCGGCUUGCCACAGUCGCGCGUAGCCAAUGUGGCGUGGAAUUUGGGCCUUGGCUCCAGGCGUCGCAGGCGGCUGCCAAAAAGUAGCCGGCUGCCGCGACUGGCCACAAGCACACGCGUGCUUCGUUGGGUCCCCCGUUCGCCAAAGUUUGAAAGGCGGGCUUCGUAGGAGUACACAUCUUUCCUUUCGAUGUUUCCAGGAGGGGUUAGAUCUUGAGCGUAUCUUAUGCUGACUUCUGAUUCUGCUGCGUUCCUGCACUAAUCGCCGGAACAGGUUCGAAACGAACGAUGUGUAUGCUUCAGGUGGAGCUGCAAUGCGGCUUUUGAUGUAGGAACGACUGCAAAUCAUGCGUCAUCGGCUUAUGCCUUAUGACGUGCGCCCACCACGUAUGUGGACGGCCAACACAUGCCGUUUGAAUCUCUGCAUCUGAGGUUAGUUCGGGAUGUCGUUCGGCAUCCUGGAAAUCUCUUCUAUCUGAUCGUCUGCCGCAUCACAGAUGGGUUGGGUGGUGCGACCGAUGUUGGGCUGGCGUGGUCCACACCUUGAUUGCUGAGGUGGGUUGGCGAGCGUGCCGGCAUCGCGAGUCGCUGUAGAGGGACAGCGAGCGAGAGUACCCUCUGGCGUACUGUCAACCCGCAUAGUAAGGAUGAUGGAGUUGACGCCGUUGACUUGCCACACAGUCGCGCGCAGCGAAUGUGGCGUGGAAUGUGGGCUUUGGCUCCAGGCGUUGCAGGCGGCUGCCAAAGUGUAGGCGGCCAUCGCGACCGACUUACCUCUAAGCGCACGUGUGCUGCGCUGGGUCCCCGUUCGCCUCAGUUUAAAAGGCGGGCUUCGUAGGAGUACACAUCUUUCAUGUCGUGUU
Molecule: messenger RNA, 5564 nt
Organism: Prorocentrum cordatum
Lineage: Eukaryota; Dinophyceae; Prorocentrales; Prorocentraceae
Source: the annotation of a GenBank genome assembly